CCUCCUCCCCCUUUAUGCAGAAAUUGAGAUGUCUUCAGAAGAGGCCAUGAGUGUAGUGGGGAGUGAAGUGAUGCCCCUGGAUUACGGUAGUGUGGAUACGGAGAGCAGUCCGUCUCCAACUAGUUCGGAGAGGACGGUGGAGGAGAGGAGGGAUGAAGGAGUAAUAGUUUAUGAGGUGAGGGGGUAUGUGAGCGAACUAGGUAGUAGGAGUAGCCUUAGGGGGUUAGUAGGGAACUGUAACCUUCCUCACCAUGUCCUAAUCAGGCCUGCAGGGGUGAAUGAGAGGGCAUGCUCAGCACCCCGAGACCAUUGGAUGCCCAUAUACCUCCACUACUUGAUUGCAGGGCUUAGGGGGGAGAAGGGGUGGUAUUACUUCGGUCCUCGGUCGUCCAGCAAAGAGAAUAGGAAUUUAUUCUCUGCUGGACCGUCAUCCAUCAAAGGAUGGAAAGAAAAGUUCUUCUUUGUGGAUGACACCGAGUGGAGUAGGAGGGAUGCCGAAGUGGAACAGUUGUCUGCUUGGAAAACAAAGAAAACCAAGCAGAACAACUAUAAGUUGAACGAGGAUGAGGUGGAGGAGGUAGGAAAGUUGGUGAGGGAAGAAGGAGACGUAGUGGAUAUCCUGUACCUCACCAGCCCGAAUGCAAUAGAGGCUACUGAGCUCUAUGGGCCGAGCUCAUUGAGCGAAGCUGAGAUGGACGAUUUUGUAAGUGCUGCUGGAGGACUGCGCAUCCCAAAGAAGCCAAGGAAGAAGUCAACGACUUCAGCUGCGACGAACAGAGGGGUGCUAGAGAAAGAGCGCCUGCCCAGCACUUCUGCUCGAGUGCUGGAGAUACAGCAGAGGCUAGAGCCUGUAGGGGGGAAUAGUGAGGAGGUGAGUGAGGAGGUAGCCCCACUUCAGAGAAAGAAGAGGAAGGUGGCUGAACCAGAGGUGAGGAGGGAUGAGGUGAUUGAAUUCGUCCCUCGACCGUCACCACUUGAGAUUGACCUGGAGCUCAGGGAGGGGGAAGAGGCUGGGGUGCGAGGUCCUGGCAAGGGCGAGGAGCUUGUCCCCCCACAUUCAUACCAGAAGAGUUUGUUCGAGGCCACGAACACGACCGGGGCUAAACGAUUUCUCAACGCCACGCUUCCUGAGGUGGAUAGGAGGCAAGCGAGGCAAGAGGCGGUGAGCCACUUGGGUGCCCGUGUUGUAAGGCACACCUUGGAGAGUGCGAGCUGGGUCAAUGCUCUUGUGCAGGAGUAUGCAGAGAGCAUAAGAGAUUGUGCCAACUGGCAGAGGCAAUGUGAGGCUCUGCUGAAAGAAAAAGAGGAGCUGCAGAAGAAAAACAAGCAGAUGCAGAGGAGGCUGGAUGAGGAACGUAAGAGGAAAAUCUGCGAAGAGAAGCUUGAAGCUCAAGACAAAUAUAUCGAGAGCCUGAAGAAAGGGGCGGUGGAGCUAAAGAAGAACGUGGAGCUGUUGGUGCACAACGGGAUGGAGGGGCACAUUGGCAACUUCCUCAACUCCAACACCUUCGAGAGCAUCCUCGAGUUGUACCGGCUUCCAACCGCAAUCCUGGCCUUCACCGAUUGUAGAAAGAAGGUGAAGGCCCAGUACCCAGAGGUGGACAUGACAACGGUCACCUUUGGAGAACAAGAAGAAGGAGUGGAGGAGGAUGGUGAGAGUCUCUGUGCUGACUUCCAACCUUUGAUCAAGUUGAGGUGGGAGCAUGAUGCAGAGGGAUGCACUAUCUUUCCUCCAGACUUUGAGGCCAAGCUGGUGGCAGUGAAGGGAGAAGAAGAAGGAGAAGAAGAAGCGCAAGGCGCUGGAGUUGAGGAUCAGGCAGCUCUAGCUAAAGUGCAGCCUCCUGAGGUGCAUCCAGUCUCAUCUGACGAAGUGCAGACGUUGGCCCCUUUUAAAGCAGAAGUGCCACCCCUUCCUUCUGGAGACGAGCCACCUCCACCACCUCUUCCCGCUGAGGAGCAGUCCCCUCCCUCAGCAGAUUUAGCUUAGGAGUUUUUACUUUAUUUGUUGUAAAAAUAUUUUUGUAAUUGAUUGUUUAUGAAUUUAUAAAAUUUGUGAAGUUAU
Molecule: messenger RNA, 2062 nt
Organism: Rubroshorea leprosula
Lineage: Eukaryota; Viridiplantae; Streptophyta; Magnoliopsida; Malvales; Dipterocarpaceae
Source: the annotation of a GenBank genome assembly